AUGGCGCCGACAGAGACAGAACCGCCGGCAACGCCAGCUUUCCUGAGACUAUCAUAUCCGGCACCUCGUGUGCUCCUGAUACGAAUGGAUCGCCCAAAGGACUUGAAUGCAAUGUCUACGGCGGCUCAAUGGGAGAUGGAUUCCGUCUGGAAAUGGUUCGACCUCGAGCCUCGUCUAAGCGUGGCAAUCAUCACGGGAACUGGCCGUGCUUUCUCGGCGGGAGCAGACUUAAAGGAAUGGAAUAAUUCCAUGUCGGAUAAUGCAGACCCGAAGAAUCGUAUGGGCAAUGCACCGGCUUUCAAACCAUUGAGUCGUCGACUUGGAAAGAAACCGGUGAUCGCAGCAGUAAACGGGUUGGCAAUGGGUGGUGGAUGCGAGUUUGUCAUCAACUGCGACCUCGUCGUCGCCGCCGAAGACGCCUACUUUGCGCUUCCAGAGGUGAAGAGAGGAAUAGCUGCAAUCGGCGGUGCGUUGCCGCGACUAAUCCGUACUAUCGGAUUACAGAGGGCAUCAGAAUUCGCACUUACCGGCCGGAACGCCACGGCGCAGGAGAUGUUCCAAUGGGGCAUCGUCAACAAGGUAGUGCCGAAAGACCAUGUGGUAGCGGAGGCUGUCAAGUAUGCAGAACUUAUCGCGAAGAAUAGCCCAGAUGCUAUAAUAUGCACACGUGCCGGCCUAAGGCAGGGAUGGGAGACGGCGAGCGUGGAACGAGCCGUGGAGUGGACGCUGGAAAAGGAAUUUGCUGAGCUGCAAAGGGGAGAGAACAUGUUGGAGGGCCUAAAAGCGUUUUCCGAGAAAAGAGAACCUCAAUGGAAAGGAAGCAAGCUUUAA
Molecule: messenger RNA, 831 nt
Organism: Daldinia childiae
Lineage: Eukaryota; Fungi; Ascomycota; Sordariomycetes; Xylariales; Hypoxylaceae
Product: putative enoyl-CoA hydratase, mitochondrial
Exons: 1
Coding region: 1-831 (276 amino acids)
Biological process (GO): fatty acid beta-oxidation
Cellular component (GO): mitochondrion
Molecular function (GO): enoyl-CoA hydratase activity
Source: RefSeq, a predicted model, not a curated record